Molecule: messenger RNA, 1511 nt
Organism: Stegodyphus dumicola
Lineage: Eukaryota; Metazoa; Arthropoda; Arachnida; Araneae; Eresidae
Source: RefSeq, a predicted model, not a curated record
CAAAAGUUUAGUUUCCAGGAGGGAGACCGACAAAGAGGUCAUACGGAAGGCUCGUGGGAGCCAUUAAUGAAACCGAAAUUCACUUUUAUUACUUUAUAUAUUUCAGUUAUUAGUAGUAUAGUUUAGUAUUAGUUUGUGUUUGUAAAAUAAAUGUUUAAAAAUACAAGAAGGUGGAGUUAUUUCUCUAUGAGGCGGUGGAUGAAGAAGGGAUGAUAUCACACGCUCUCUUUCGAGAACCAGAGCUUUAGAUGACGGUAGAGAAACUUCAAGAGAAGCAGGUAGGAAGCUUUUGAUUUUAUUUACUCAAAGUAUAGAUGUAUUGAAGAUAUAUAUAUACAUGUGUAAGAUAUAUAUAAAUUAAAAUGUAUAAGAAUACUAAGAAAGAAGACUUAGUAAACCUUCUUGGUGAAAUUGAAGAUACACAAACUGUUGGUUUAACAGUGGUUCAACUAAAAGGUAAAAUUGAGGACAGUAAAAUAUUUAAAGAUGAUCCAGAAUUUGUAAUUGGAUUAUUAAACUCAAUAGUUGAGGAAAGAAAAAUUAGAGAAGAAAAUGAAAUAAAAGCUAGGGAUACACAGUUAGCCUUAGAAGCUCAAAAGGUUGAACUUGAAAAAUUAAAAUUAGCGCAGCUAGAGAAAGAAUUAGAAUUAGAAAAAGUUAGAAGUCAGAAUACAGUUAAAGAUGGAUCUCGCGCAGAUAAAGACAUGAUUACAGGUUCGGGAAAUUAUUUAGAAAAUUUGAUAAAGAGUGUUAAAACGUUAACUAUUCCUGUUCCGGGAAGAUCGGAAAAUUUCAAUUUGUUUUUUCAAACAUUAGAGAGAGCAUUCAUAACUAAAAAUGUACCACAGGAGCUCAAAUCCGAAAUUUUGAUUAACAUUUUAGGGGAUAAGGCAACUAAUAUAUUAUUUUACACUAAUGAUGAAGAACUAAAAUGUUAUGAAACCAUUAAAAAACUAGUAUUAAAAGAAUAUCAGCCAACUGCUUAUGAAUGUUUAAUGAAUUUCCGAAGAGCACGACGCGAUCCUAAAGAGUCACAUGUUCAGUUCGCUUCUAGACUGUCUGCAAAUUUCCAGUAUUACUGUCAGUUACGUGAAGUUAAUGACUUUGAUGCACUUUGUCAACUAAUGAUUUCCGACAAACUUUUCCAAACGUUAGACAAAGAAACGGCAACUUACAUUAAUAUUAAAACCGGAGAAAAUUGGUUAAAACCUAAGGAUUUAGCUAAAGAAGUUGACUUGUAUUUUGUAAACAAAGGCAAAUCGUUAAACGAAACCACUUUUAACACUAAUGAAAACAUAGCUAAAUCGUCCCACUCUUCAAGAGAAUCGAAAUAUAUUCCGCCUCAUAUGAGAAGCAACAUAAAUAAAAAUAAAUAUCCACCCAAAGACUGUUACAUAUGUGGAAAAUUAACGCAUCUCGCUAAAUCUUGUCCACAAAGAAACAAAUCGGUAACACAAAACCCUCCUCUAAAAAAAGAAACACCAGAGAGAAAAAUACUAGUGAUAAAGUAA